AUGUCGUACCUGCUGCCGCACUUGCACUCUGGAUGGGCGGUAGAUCAGGCGAUUCUCGCUGAGGAGGAGCGAUUGGUGGUAAUCCGCUUUGGGCAUGACUGGGACGAGACAUGCAUGCAGGUGGUUUUGCCGUUUUGCUGGAAGAGUCUUUUUUAUCCUUUGGUUCUAUUGUGUUCAUUUUUCUUUCGUCGGCUGGUUUCGAUUUUGAUACGUAGUUCCUUUUUUUUUUAACCUUUAGAAUUUUGAGAAUUUGUUUGGACUUGCGUUUUCUCUUUUUGUGAACAGGAAAAGUUAGGUGGUUGGGUCUUCCAUUCGGUGACUUGUGGCGUAUUUUCUGGAGAUUUGAAAAUGCUUGACUUCUUAGAUAGAUUCAAUCAUGUUCCAUACCUAGCAGAUUUAAGUUAGCACAGACGAUUACUGGUAGAUGAUUCGAAUGCUCUCUCGAUAAUCCCUAUUAUUGACAACAGAUUUAAGAAGUUAUCACCCUCUUUCGGGCUGUUCAUUUAUUUCAGAACCAGAUGUUUCGUCGGGAAUCCUGGUAUGUUUCUGAGAACCAGAACUAAAAUGAAGAUAGCAUUUCCGAGAUGGAACCAGUGUUAUUUCUUCCCAUUUAUCCUGUAUAUGUCUCACUACCAUUUAUUCUGUUUGUUCUGCAAACCCUUGUCGCCUUGCCCUGAUUCAUUUUUUGGGCUCCUCGAUUGCUGAUAUAAGGUAUUGGCGAUGGCUCCUGACCUGUUUCUGAAUGCAGAUGAGUGACAAUAGUAAGCAACCGGCAGAAUUACUAACCUAUGUUCUAGUUCAUUAAAUGAAACUCGAACCAGGUGUAUGUUAAUUCUGUGGAGAACACUCCGAAAACAGCUAAUUCGGUGAUUAUAACAGGAUUUGAGGCGUCCUGAUUCUCAGUGAGCAUCCAACCAGUCCUGGGAGGCCUAGCCCUGGCACAUUAGAUGAAUAUAGUUUCCCUCUAAUAACCUUAAUCUUCUUGGUGAUGUUCUACCUUCUUUUACAGAUGCCUGUCUGUAGGUCUUCUUUAGGGUAACAGUACUGACUCGUGGGGAAAACGUCCAAACUAUCCGGGUUAGUUGAUUUUGGUUGCUUCAGAUUAAGACCCUGAUAUCAUAUCCAAUGGUCUGGACUUGGGAUUGUAUUAUUCUCUGAUGUCUUUAGGGUUACUGGAGGAAACUGGGUCAACGGGCGCUCAUCUCUCCAAGAGUCAACUCUGCAUCACGUGCUUCAAUUAUAAUAGAUUAUUUCUAUGUAAAACCUUCUGGAAAAACUCUCGAGUAGUCUGUUCCUCUCGUCUUCAUUCUCUUGUUUCCACGAGUGUUUCCCUGUUUUAUUGCUUCCCGGAAAGUGUGAUCUUGCGGACUCACAGAUUCAGAGGGAGCUCACCAUUCCCUGGAUGCUAUGAUACCGCAGAUGGACGAGGUUCUGGCGUCCGUGGCGGAGACGAUAAAGAACUUCGCCGUGAUAUACCUUGUGGACAUCACCGAGGUGCCGGACUUCAACACAAUGUACGAGCUUUACGACCCGUCGACGGUGAUGUUCUUCUUCCGCAACAAACACAUCAUGAUCGACCUGGGGACGGGGAACAACAACAAGAUCAACUGGGCCAUGAAGGAUAAGCAGGAGUUCAUCGACAUCGUGGAGACCGUCUACCGAGGCGCCAGGAAAGGCCGCGGUCUUGUCAUCGCCCCCAAGGACUACUCCACCAAGUACCGCUACUGA
This is a messenger RNA of Spirodela intermedia, 1728 nucleotides long. The record is from the annotation of a GenBank genome assembly. Lineage: Eukaryota; Viridiplantae; Streptophyta; Magnoliopsida; Alismatales; Araceae.